GCUCUCCGGAAUCACGUGAAAGGAUUUCAAGACGGUAAAAUUAAAUAAUAAUAUUGCAGGCAGGCUACUUACUACUCUGGUUCUUCAUUGCGUUCGUCGCGACCUUUUCUCGCCCUGCUGCUGUGGAGCGGAGUGAAACGCUCGUCCUUAAAAGCACGUCGUUGGCUCGUCACUGAGGAGGAGGAGUCCGCGAAUAAGCGACAGCAGCGGCCAGCGACAAUGUCAACAUCGAAGACAAUAACAUCAGCGGCCAAGGAAGUUGAGGAACACUUGGCUUGUGCUAUUUGUCUCGAUCGUUUCAACGACCCACGCAUGUUGCCUUGUCAGCAUACAUUCUGUUUUCACUGCUUAGAAAAGCUUGCAACACGCUCCAACACCACGUCCAUCACCGUAGUGCUGAACUGUCCGCAUUGCAGGGAGACACAUAGUCUGCCGGAUCUGAGCUCAUUGCCCAAACACCGCCUGGUCGUUCAACUUAUCGACACCUUGGACAAUGCUGAGAUGUGCGUACCGGAGGCAGUCGACGUUGGGGAGCCUGCAGUGCAAGUGUGCAAAGAGUGCGAUGAUGCAGGGAACAAGGUGGCUGCUGGAUUCUGCUCUGAGUGCCGCAUCUAUCUUUGUGACGACUGUGUCCACUAUCAUGAAACGUCCAAGCGCUUUCGCCAACACAGUGUUACCGCUGUCCAAGCUGUCAGUACUGAAGGGGAACGUGACCAAAGCGACAAGUUGUCUGUUCCUGCUUUACUGGAAGCCAUGUGUGACAAGCACUUUGGCGAGCGGCUCGAGCUAUUCUGUGAGAGCCACUCCGUGCAAAUGUGUUUCAAAUGCGCAGUCCUUGUCCACAAAUCUUGCACUUACUCGAGCCUAGAAGAUGCCGCUGGGAAACGCGCACAAGAAAUUAAAGAAGCUGUCGAAAGCCUGUCCACAGCUGUGAUCGAGCCGCUACAGGAAGCACUACUGCUUCUCCAGAGCACCGGCAAGAGCAUGGAGAGCGAUUGUGAUGACGUCUGCUCUCUGAUACAGCAAGACUUCACGAGCCUUCGAAAGACUUUGAAGGACUACGAGGCACUGCUGCUGCAACAGGUGAAGGGCAAGGACCAACAGGAUAGGCUGGAUCUCCAGAAACGAACUGGAGAAGCUGCUGCAGACCUAAAUCGGGCCCAGCAAGCUAGGCUUAUUGCGACAAGCUUGAUAGAGAACCCGGAUAGGGCAUCUCUUGUCAAAAUGGCCGAGAGCAUCUUGCGUCUCACUCAGACAGCUGUGGAAGAGCCUCCUGCCAGCAUACAACACUGGAACUGGCUGCCAUCGAAGCUCAGCUACCAGGGCAGCACAAUGCUGGGCGCAGUGCCAGCAUUGGCUAGUAGGCCAGAACAAGUGUUUGGUGACCAUGAUGGCGCGACAGCUGCUGGAGAUGCACUGGAGGAGACUGCAACAGGCCUGAAAGAAGAGGGGAAUGGCAAGACCGUGAAUUACGUCGCACUCUGCGAGCGGGACACAGCGACCGAACAGAACACUGGUGAUGACGAUAGUCGCACAGCACUAGCAGACCUGCAGAGACAAACAACAAGUGAAGAAAGUCCAGAUGGUGGUGAAGGUGGUCUCCGAAGCUGCGACUCUCCUUCACAUGGAGGAUGCAUCAGCCCUGCAAGGUGCACAGGAGAUAACCACAGUGCUGCUGGAGACGCGAACCGUGUGCAGCCAUUUGUACCACCCAUUGCACGGGGCCCUUCCGAAUGUGUUACAAUACGCUUACCUCUAUUAGUGCUGCAAGAGGCGAGUGCUGACGUAGACGAUGGCCAGGAUAAUAGCAGUGCUGAUGAUGAAGAGCAUUUAGACAGCAAUCUGAAUCCCGAUGAGCUAACAGAAAGGUAUGACGGUCUGUGCAUUGAGAACACCGAGACGGAUGAAUAUGACUCCGACAGUGACAAUCUGUCCGACGACUUUGAUUCUGAUGGCGUUAGCGUUGAUGAAGAGAGUGAUGCUGAAUCAGCAUAUCUAUCUUCAGAGGAUGAAAGCAAUGAAGAAACACUCGUCACAUCACUUCCUGACCAUGUGCAGGUACCAUGUGUGAGCCCAACAGACGUGUCGCCAACUAAACUCAACCGAAUGGACAGCACGAGUUCGAACUCAACUUCCCUGUGGCCAACAGUAGACCGGGCAAGACCAGACAGAUCAAUGCCGCCUCCUACCGACACUCAGAACCCAGCCAAACACAGCGCAAAGAAGCAACGAAGACGGCAAGCAACUAGGCCAGCAUCCACAACACCGGAUGAAAGCCCAACUCACUCCGAGGCUUCGAGCAGCAGGGGUAGUGCCAGACCAAGGCGCACACGUGAACGGCGUCGUGGUGGUGGCACUGCCACAAGAACAGAGUUGCCUCACAAACUCGUGUGGUUUGAUUCCAAUCACCAGCGCAUGGAUGGCAACGCAUUUUCUCAAGGCGGUCCUGAACAGGCCCACCGCCAUCAUGAGCUGGGCAAGGCAGCACAGGGCACUCUUCAUGGCAAUCACUCUGCACAAAGACAUUACGGAUAUCGUGAAUCAUGCAGGACUCAAGUAGCCACGCCAGCCGCCGCGGGACGAGUCCCUCGACAGGCACCUGGCCAGAAUCGAGGCGCUAGGAGGGGCAUCCGCACGGGGAGAGAUUGCCGUGGUCGCACCAGUGCCAGGGAUGAUGUGCCAGAGACCAACAGCAUGGCCAGUUCCGAGCAGGUGUGUCUGGAGUCCGGAACAACUAACAUCAGGAGAGGCAACCGUGCAAGACGUGGACGUGGACGUGGAUUCUGGACCCCGGACGAGAACACACAGAGGUGAUCUAGCCCAGGUAUCAGGGGAAGAACGGCUCAUGGAGCAUCGUGAGCCGGGUUCUCAGGGCCACAAGAAGAGAAACAGGAAACGGCCACCAAGUGAGUCACAGGCGUAGCUCAAAGAUCGGCUGCCUUGAGAAAUCCCUGUACGAGGUGUUUGACUGUGUAUAGUGUUGCCACCCAGAGGUGUGCGAUUGGCAUGAAGUGUGAGCAGUCAGUGAACAGCUCCGCAACAUGAAGUCAAGGCUGCCCCUAAUCUGUGCGAUGGACCACACCGGCACAUAACAAAGUGUACAGGCAUGGUGAAUUGAGCCGAAUACCCCCGCCAGCAUUGUUGGUGUCAGCUCCACUUUGCCAGCAUCUCUUUCUCUCUCUCUCUCUCUCUCUCUCUCUCUCUCUCUCUCUCUCUCUCUCUCUCUCUCUCUCUCCCCCCCCCUCUCUCUCUGUCUG
Sycon ciliatum is the source of this 3257-nucleotide messenger RNA. RefSeq lists its product as uncharacterized. Gene Ontology annotation, molecular function: zinc ion binding. The record is from RefSeq and is a predicted model, not a curated record. The coding region runs from base 220 to 2814 and encodes 864 amino acids. The transcript has 2 exons. Lineage: Eukaryota; Metazoa; Porifera; Calcarea; Leucosolenida; Sycettidae.